AGUAUCUAUAAAAAAAUAAAUACUAAAUAAAAAACUGUGUUUUAUUUGUGUGUUUUUACAAAAAAAAAAAAGAAAAAAAAAAUAUUAAAAAUAUUUAAUGAUAAAAAAAAGAAAAUUUUGAUUUUGUAAAAAAAAUAUUUGUUUUUUUUUUUCUUAAUUUUUUUUUUUAAAUAAAGAAUAGAAAAAGAAAAAGUUUCUAAAAUGCCACCACAGAUAAUUUGAAAUUGUAAGCAACUUUUGAAAUUGGAAAGAAAAAAAUGAUGGAAUAAAAAUUAAAAAAAAAGUACGCUUUUUUCCUUUUUGUGUUUUUUUUUGGUGAUCUUGGGAUUGAUUACAGGUUUAAGUACCUAAUUAUUUUUUUUAUAUUAAAAAAGGACAGAGAAAAAAAACAAAGAUAAAGGAGAAUAAAUUGGUAGAAAUGGAUGAUAGCGAUGAUUCAGUAAAUAAUAUGGUAUCAAAUUUACCAUUAUUAUUUGCUAAUGGUUAUCCAACAUCUUUAGAAAAAAUUACUGAAACACAAAUACAGAAAUUUAUACCAUUCAUGGUUCAAUGUUCUUUAGGAAAUAUAAAUGUACCGGGUAAAGAAGAAUAUAAUGAACCGGAAUGGUGGCCUGAAGAUAUCGAAUUUUCAAUACCUAUAACAAGACCAAAAAAGUUCCAAGGAGAUUGGUUACACAAAAUGAAGGAAAUUGUUAAAAUUUGUUAUCAAUUUCAUAAAAGUAUAUUUUUAUUACGUUUUUGUAAUGAUUUGGCAGCAUAUGAACAUACCUGGUUACGUUUUAUUAAUAAUCAUAAUUCAACAACAUCUUUAUAUGAUAGACGAAGUAAUAAAUUGCUAGUAACAUUCCGAAAUGAAAAUAUGACUUAUGAUCAGCCACCGCAAAAACGAAAGUGUUUACUUCAACAGAAAGCACGAACACAAAAUGAUAAUCAACAGCAGCAGAUGGUAGAACCGGCGCUUUUUGAUAUAUACCUAUGUGAUAAUUGUGACGCUGAAUUAUAUUCUUAUGAAGCCAACAAAGAGCAUGAAAAAAUUUGUACAUCUUAUGAUGAUGAUGAUGUAAUUUUAUGUAAUCCGGUUCAACAAGAAUGUGAAGCAUAUAACAAUUCAACGAGAUCUUCGGCAGCUAAUUUAGCUGAUACUACUAAUAAUGCGGUACCCACCCAUAUAGAAGCAGUUAUUGAUAGUGAAGAACUACGUAAAGAUUUUUUAUUAAAUUUUCAAUUAUGUUUCAAAAGAUCUUCAGAGAGUGCAUCAUCACUUUCAUCAACAAUACAUCAAAAUUCUAAUAGCGAAGAUAGUUGCUAUAGCAAUCAUAAUAUACAUAAAUUUGAUAGUACUAGUAUUGAUAAUGAUAGUAAUAACAAUAAUAAUAACAAAAAUAUUAGAAACAGUAAGAACAACAGUAAUAGUAAUAAUAACGAUAAUAAUAAUAAUGAUAAUUACAAUAGCAUAAACAAAUCUAAUAAUGUUAGUAAUAACAAAUUAACCAAAGAAUCUAACAUUCCCAGAAAGCCUGGGAGGCCUUGUGUUAAUGCUUUUACUGAUAAUUUUAUUGACUAUCGGGAUAAAAAAACUAAAAUAACAAGAAAUAAUCGGACAAUUUACGCUUUGGCAAGAUGCCCAAACAUUCCAUUUUCAUCACCAGCUGGACAAUUGCUUAUACGGACGUUUAGAUCUUAUAUUAAUAAAGAAUAUUUAACAGAACGUUUGGAUAGACUUGAAAGAUUUUGUGCUACGCCAGUUUUACAAAAAAGUUGUCCACGGCCAACAAAAUUUUUUGGUAGACAACGUUAUUCAUCAAUACAUAGUUUUAACUGUACCUAUAAAAAACCACAAGAAUAUUCAACACACAAGUAUACAUUUCCCCGUAGGCAGUACUAUAGUCAAUACCGCAUCGAUAGCUUAAAGUUCCUAAAUGAUUUAAUAUUGAAAAAACGCUGCCGGCCAAUUACAGUAAGAUUGAGAAAAAUUACUGAUAAUGAUAUAAAAAGAAAAAGGAGAUCAUCGUUUAGUAGUUGUAGUAGUAAUUCAAUUAUCAAUUCAGAUUUAAAUAUAAAACUUAUACGUGAUCAGUCACACGGAUCACCAAAAUGGAAAAUAACGCAUCAUCAAGAAAACAACAGCGAUCAGAAAGGACAACAAAUUUUGCAGCUUGAGCAACAUGAAUUACGAAAACAGCAACGUCAAAAACAUAAUGCUGAAAAACUAAUAAUAGUAGAUACAAUAGAUUUAUGCUCAUCGGAUGAAGAAUUAGAACGUGAGUCCUCGGACAUUAAAUCAAAAAUAUAUAUUAAUGGCGGUUUAUCUUUAGCGCACUAUGGUGACGUACAAUUAGAUGCUCAAUGUAAUUUAUCAAAUAGUAAUGAACUUGAACUUGAUAUUAAUGAAAAUGAAGAAGAUGAUGAUAUUCUUCAAAUAGUUGAAGAAUGCCCAGCACAACCCGAUCAUCUUAUGGAACCUUUACAAUUUAAUAUAUUUGCAAACUCUAAGAGACCUAAAUUUGAAGUGCAAAAAAUAUUACACAAAUUAAAUAAUGCAAAUGAAAUAACUGUAACACCAGUUAAGAAAAUUUUAGAUCCUUUAUCAAUUAGUUCAUUAGAACCAUCUAGUAAUAUAAUUUUGUCAGGAGCAUCAAUAGCAAAUUCAAUUUCAUCGAAUAUUAUUGAAGAAAUUCGUAAGCAAAAUAAAUUCGAAGCGAAUUUUUUAUCAUCAAAUAUUACAAAUUCAACAAAACCAUUACAACCUUCUGUGUUUUUAUUUUCUAAUUAUACAGCGAAUUCAAAUGGAUCUAGCCAUGCAAAUUCAACAACAAUGAUUCUACAACAACAAAUUAAUAGCGAUUUAAAUAGUAACAGCAAUAAUCAAGAAAAUUUAAUUGAUCUUUCUACAAAUAAUUUACAUAAAAGUAAAAAUUCAGAAGAUAUUUGGUUGCCAAAUAAUAAUAUUAGUAAUAUCAGUAACAAUAACAAUAAUAAUAAUAGUAACAAUAGUAAUAAUUACAACAAUAAUAACAGUAAUUAUAACAAUUAUAUUACAAAUAACAAUAAUAACAAUCACAAUAACAAUAGUAUAAUAACAUCAUCUACUAGCUUUAAUCCUUCAUCAAAUCAUAUUAGACAAAAUAUGAAUCCAAUUGUAACAAAUUCAUCAUUAAUAACAAAUUCAACAUCGCAGUUACAUAAUUCAAAUAUUACUACACCAGUUGCAAAUGUUACAACAAAUAAAUUAUUGCAAUUGCAACAAUUAAUGCAAUAUGUUGACAACAAUGAUGUUAUCAAUAAAAUUAGUUCGCCAAAUAGAACGUUGUCUAUUGAUCUAACUUUAUAAAUUAUAUACUAUGUAUUAGUUUUUCUUUUUU
Condylostylus longicornis is the source of this 3362-nucleotide messenger RNA. RefSeq lists its product as uncharacterized. NCBI's taxonomy places the organism in Eukaryota, Metazoa, Arthropoda, Insecta, Diptera, Dolichopodidae. The transcript has 5 exons. Gene Ontology annotation, cellular component: nucleus. Gene Ontology annotation, molecular function: DNA-binding transcription factor activity, RNA polymerase II-specific; RNA polymerase II cis-regulatory region sequence-specific DNA binding. The record is from RefSeq and is a predicted model, not a curated record. Gene Ontology annotation, biological process: regulation of transcription by RNA polymerase II. Bases 419 to 3331 code for a protein of 970 amino acids.